Messenger RNA from Rhodofomes roseus, 563 nucleotides. RefSeq names its product Ctf8-domain-containing protein. The coding region runs from base 83 to 553 and encodes 156 amino acids. The transcript is spliced from 2 exons. The record is from RefSeq and is a predicted model, not a curated record. Gene Ontology annotation, cellular component: Ctf18 RFC-like complex. Gene Ontology annotation, biological process: mitotic sister chromatid cohesion. Lineage: Eukaryota; Fungi; Basidiomycota; Agaricomycetes; Polyporales; Fomitopsidaceae.
CGUUAAUCCCACGACAGCGCGUCGCGACGCGUCGACUCAACUCAGAGUCAGACACGGUCGCACUCCUUUGCCUCACAUCCCCAUGAUCGUUCCAAUCAACAUCUCACUCUCGUCACCGAGCGAUGGGAACACUUUCCCGCCACAACUUGCACAGUUCGGGACCGAGGGCCUCGUUCUCAUCGAGCUGCAAGGCAAGCUAGACGUAGUUGGGGAUAGCGAGGGUCAAACGAUCGGAACGCUGCGUAUAGAUGAUGCAACAAAAAAAUCGACCCUACGCAUAGGACACCACCUGUUGGAGGGCAAGCUGGUGAACCUGCAAAAGCCACUCGCUGUCUUGCACCGUCACACUCCUCCUAGCGUCAAAUCUUCAGGAGAAGACUACUCGGAUGCCCCCUCACAUGGGGACUCGGUUUCACAAUCCGCUGAGCCAGUCAGUUGGGAUGUAAUGGCCGUGGUCAAGCGCAAGAUGGUCUUCUCCAGGCGACCGAUGCCGAUGGUGGGAAGGGCAUCGGCAAUUGCACCUGAUUCAAAGGGAGGAACGAAAGCGAAAUGAGGUUCAGGGA